Molecule: messenger RNA, 477 nt
Organism: Lasiosphaeria miniovina
Lineage: Eukaryota; Fungi; Ascomycota; Sordariomycetes; Sordariales; Lasiosphaeriaceae
Exons: 2
Coding region: 1-477 (158 amino acids)
Source: RefSeq, a predicted model, not a curated record
AUGUACUCGCCUCGAGCCUUUGCCAUCAAACACAUUCAGCUAUACUCCGUAAUUCGUGCUCUCGACAUCUUCGAGGUGAGGGUCCUGAUCCGAGACCUGCACUUCACAGCGAGAUCCCUCAGGAGAUUCACCGAGAAUGAGGCAGUGCUUAAGCGGAGUCCUCCAUACAUAGUCACACUCGAGCUAUCUCUGGGCGUCGCCGACCAUGAUAAGUCUAGCCUGCUGCCGACGACGGACCAUCUGAGGGAAACAUCUGGUGACUACGUGGGGGACAUCGAUGCGUCGUCAUCCCCUGCUGCGCAACUGGACUCGUCCCUAGCGAAGCUAGCAGCUGCUGUGCUACCGCGAAGUCCAAGGAUACGAUCUCUAAGUAUCCGGGCGAGAGGCCGGAGCAGUGCCUUGCGCCUCGACCGCCUAGCCGACCUCUCUCUCAAACAUCUAACUUCGCUAGAACUCGACAGGCGGGCUGUCAUCUGA